GCGUCCGGCGCGGGCGUCGAGGCGCUCCGCUCGCGCGCGAUCGAAUCGCUCAAACGCGCUCGCGUGCCCAACAGCAGGGUCGAGGACUACAGGUUCACCGACCUCGCCCCGCUCCUCACCUCCAAGCCCGUCGCCGCGGAUCCCGCCGCGGCCUCGAGCGUCGACGCCGCCGCGUGGACCCUCGCGGACGCGGACGCCACCCGAGUCGUCCUCGUCGACGGCGCGUUCAACGCGGAUGCGUCAAACGUUACAGGGGCGAACGACGUGGACGGGGUUGUCGUCUCCACCGUCUCGCUCGGGGCGUCGUCGGGGUUCGCGAUCGGCGAGGUGAGCGCCGUGCGGGGCGCCGGGGUGUUCGCGGAGAUCAACGCCGCGACCGCGUCGGAUGCGGUCGUGAUUAACGUCCCCGCGGGUAAAUCGCUCUCCGCGCCGAUCCACAUUGUCCAGCUGUCCACCUCGGCGGCGACGAAGGAUGGGGAGAUGUCGUCGUCCGCGCCGCGCGUCGCGGUGCACGUGGGCGAGGGGGCGUCCGUGUCCAUCGUCGAGGAGUUCGCCGCGGCGGGGGGCUCGGAGGAUGGGGCGUACUGGCACAACGGCGUGUGCGAGCUGGUGCUGGAGAAGGGCGCGAAGGUGACGCACACGAUGGUGCAGGCGCAGACCAGGGCGGCGGUGCACACCCGCGCCACGCACUUGACGCAGGCGGAGGAGUCCGAGUACAAGCUCGCGGAGAUCAACGUCGGGGGUAAGCUCGGCCGGCACGACCUGGGCGUGACGCAGCUGGGCCCGAGGACAAACACCGAGCUGGCGUGUUUCAACCUAGCGGGCGAGGGCCAGUGCCUGGACCUCCACUCCAAGGUGACGCUGGACCACGAGGAGGGCACGACGGACCAGGUUCACAAGUGCAUCGUCUCCCACGCGUCCGGCCGCGGAGUGUUCGACGGGAACGUGCAGGUGAACCGGCUGGCGCAGCGAACGGACGCGGGGCAGAUCUCCCGCAACCUGCUCCUCGUCCCCAAGGCGACGGUGAACGUCAAGCCCAACCUCCAGAUCGUCGCCGACGACGUGGUGUGCACGCACGGGUGCACCGUGUCGGACCUCGAGGAGGAGGGGCUGUUCUACCUGCAGUCGCGGGGGCUGAGUCCCGCCACCGCGCGCUCGCUCCUCGUCGCUGGGUUCGGCUUGGAGAUCGUGUCCAAGGUUGCGCACGACGACCUCAAG
Micromonas commoda is the source of this 1218-nucleotide messenger RNA. Its product is annotated as ATP-binding cassette superfamily. The transcript has a single exon. The annotation marks the transcript as partial. The record is from RefSeq and is a predicted model, not a curated record. Gene Ontology annotation, biological process: iron-sulfur cluster assembly. Lineage: Eukaryota; Viridiplantae; Chlorophyta; Mamiellophyceae; Mamiellales; Mamiellaceae.